AUGGUUACUUAUAAGAUAAGAGUCUUCUUGACCAAUCAUCGGUCGUAUGUUCGAUCAUCGCUUAUCUUCCCGCCAAACACGAGUGAUCUUUUCAGUAAAACGAUCAUCUGUUCUGAGAGCAUCAAUUAUUAUAAUUCUUCGAUCAAGUGAAAAAUUUUUGCAGGAUGUGGAUGAUAUUUGCAAGUGGCUUUUUAGCUAUUGCAUUAACAAAUGCGGAUAAUGAAGCACAUAAGGCUUUCGAUGCAACAAAUGCGAUUCCUCCAGAUGUGAUUCCUGACUUCGAUGGAAAGAUUCCAACGGCAAAAAAACUUCUUGAAAUGCUUGAUUCGAUGAGUGGAUUAUCAGAUGAAGAAAAAUCGAGUCUUAGAAAGAAUCUAUUAAAAAAUCUUCAAGAUCAUGUUCCUGAGAUGAUGCCUGGCAAUGAUUUGACUAUGCAAACUAUAAUUCUUUUAUCCUUAUUGGGCAUUGUUGCUCUCAUCUUUGUUUUCUUCGUUUACAAAUUGUUCAAAUGCUUAUCGGACAGACAAACAAAACGAGAAGAAAAGAAGAAGAAUAAACAAAUGAAGAAGAAAAAGUAAUGCAACUGAUACAAAAAUAAGAAUAUGCAAUAUGUUAUAAAUCAAUAUGAUAUAUUAUGUUGUUACGCGAAUAAUCUUGUUGUAUUUUAUGUGAAAAAUAAUUUAUAAUUUACAAAAUACUCUAUUUUGUUAAAUAAAAUAGUAUAUUUAUAAAUUAUAAAA
Messenger RNA from Apis laboriosa (Himalayan honeybee), 740 nucleotides. RefSeq lists its product as uncharacterized. Lineage: Eukaryota; Metazoa; Arthropoda; Insecta; Hymenoptera; Apidae. The transcript is spliced from 4 exons. The record is from RefSeq and is a predicted model, not a curated record. The coding region runs from base 165 to 578 and encodes 137 amino acids.